Molecule: messenger RNA, 504 nt
Organism: Aureobasidium melanogenum CBS 110374
Lineage: Eukaryota; Fungi; Ascomycota; Dothideomycetes; Dothideales; Saccotheciaceae
Product: glutathione peroxidase 1
Exons: 3
Coding region: 1-504 (167 amino acids)
Biological process (GO): response to oxidative stress
Molecular function (GO): glutathione peroxidase activity
Source: RefSeq, a predicted model, not a curated record
AUGGCUUCUGCUACCACUUUCCACGACUUCAAGCCUCUUGACAAGAAGGGCAACGUCUACGAUCUCUCCCAGCUCAAGGGCAAGGUCGUCCUCGUCAUCAACACCGCCAGCAAGUGCGGUUUCACUCCUCAGUUCGAGGGCCUCGAGAAGCUUUACAAGGAACUCAAGGCUUCCCACCCCAACGACGUUGAAUUCCUCGGUUUCCCCUGCAACCAAUUCGGCUCUCAAGACCCCGGCUCCAACGACACCAUCCAAGAAUUCUGCAUGGUCAACUACGGCGUCUCCUUCCCUGUUCUCGGCAAGACCGACGUCAACGGCGACAAGGCCGAGCCCGUUUUCGAGUGGAUGAAGAACGAACAACCCGGUAUCAUGGGUUUGAAGAGAGUCAAGUGGAACUUUGAAAAGUUCUUGAUUGGCAAGGAUGGCAAGGUCAAGGGUAGAUGGGCUAGCACUACCAAGCCUGAGAGCUUGAAGGCUCCUAUUGAGGCUCAGCUCAAGGCUUAG